Ilyonectria robusta is the source of this 1323-nucleotide messenger RNA. Its product is annotated as putative phenazine biosynthesis protein. Gene Ontology annotation, biological process: biosynthetic process. Gene Ontology annotation, molecular function: isomerase activity. Gene Ontology annotation, cellular component: cytoplasm. The transcript has a single exon. The coding region runs from base 111 to 1028 and encodes 305 amino acids. NCBI's taxonomy places the organism in Eukaryota, Fungi, Ascomycota, Sordariomycetes, Hypocreales, Nectriaceae. The record is from RefSeq and is a predicted model, not a curated record.
CACAAAUUGCCUACAGAGUAUAGUAUCAUCCAUUCACCUUCAUCUAUCCAUCUCACUUACAACCCUCAACUCACACUCGCACCGAGUCAUACAUCGCAAACCAAAUCACCAUGGAACUUGCCUUCACCACCGUCGACGUCUUCACGGAGACGCGCUUCCGCGGCAAUCCCCUCGCCAUCAUCACUAUCCCCGCCUCGGGCCCUAAACCCACGCGGGAGCAGAAACAAGCCAUCGCCCGCGAGUUCAACCUGUCGGAGACCGUCUUCGUCCACGACGUCGCCGACCCAGCGACUAACAAGCAGCGCAAUAUCGACAUCUUCCUGCCCUUCGCCGAGAUCGCCUUCGCGGGCCACCCGACCGUGGGCACCGCUGUGUCGCUGCUCAAUCAGGGCGUGGAUACUCUCGUCACCAAAGCAGGGCCGAUUCCGCUACAGCAGAUAGGGGCCAAGGCCGCGCAGGCGAGUAUCCCGCAUAACAUUCACUUACACGCCAAACAUGUCCGCGAUCUCUCGCUUUCCGCGAGCGACCUGACGUCCAACGCACAGAUCCGGGACGUCGAGCUCAGCGCCCCCAUCUUCAGCAUCGUCAACGGCGUGAGCUUCGUCCUUAUCGAGCUGCCCUCUCUGGCGCUCCUCGCUCAAGUCGAGAAUAGUAGCACGCAGUUCCCCGUCGACAAGCUCCUGGAUGAAGGUUGGCAGAACGGCGUCCUCGGGAGAUACUACUACGUCAAAACAGGGUCCAGCAAGGAUCAAAAUGGCCGGCCCGUCGUGUCUCUUCGCACGCGCAUGAUGUUGCCCGAAUUUGAGGACCCAGCGACCGGUUCUGCGGCGUGCUGCCUGAGCUCGUUCCUCAGCACCGUGGGGGACAAGCAGGGGACUUCCAGCCGCAGGUACGAAAUCACGCAGGGUGUCGAGAUGGGCAAGGAGAGCAAUAUUGUAGUCGAGGUGGACAUGAAGGACUCCAAGAUCGACAAGGUCAAACUGGCUGGCACCGCUGUCCAGGUUAUGCGAGGCACCGUUAGUAUUUAGACGAACCAGUACGUAUAUCAGGGGAGAAGAGUGGCCUGAGGUUCAAUAAGCUCGACGGUUGAUAAAGACAUGUUCUAUAUUAGUAGUAAUUCUGGUAGAAUUAAACGACGUCAGUGCUGUCCCUUCGCCCUGAUGAGCAGCCAACAAUAAAGGCGAAAAGAUUCCACCUACGCGUCGUAAUGUGUAAAAGACGGGGCGCCGUCCAGCAAUUCGCAUUAGAGAUCGUCCGGGUUUCGUAAGAUAAUACGGUAUACACAAUAUGACUAUCUUAAAGAACCUAGUUGUCUGCCCAGGC